AUGUCAGCCGAACCGGGUCCAUCGGUCGCCAACCUCUCCUCCACCCCCUCCUCCACCCGCGGCGGCGAAGCAUCAUGGUACGACUCGAUGCUCUCCCAUCUCUCCACGCCGCCUACCUGGCCGGCGGACAAAGAAACCGCCAUCCUCGAGCCGUACACCUAUCUGGACGCCAAUCCGGGCAAGGAAGUGCGCACGAAGCUCAUCGAGGCGUUCAACGUCUGGCUCGUCGUACCUCCUCGAAAGCUCGAUGCGAUCUGCAACGUCGUGCGCAUGCUCCACACCGCGAGCUUGCUCAUGGACGACGUCGAGGACAAUUCCGACUUACGUCGUGGCAUUCCUGUCGCACACAAGAUCUACGGUGUUCCUCAAACGAUCAACACCGCCAACUACGUCUACUUUUUGGUCUUCAGCGAGAUUUUCAGCAUGAACGCCUCGACCAGCGGAACGAGCUCCCCACCUCUCAGCAACUCGAUAGCAAAGACAACGGUGGAACGGCUCGUAGUGGACGAACUGAUCAAUCUCCAUCGUGGUCAGGGGAUGGACUUGCUCUGGAGAGACAGUCUCAUCUGUCCCACGGAGGAGGAGUAUGUCGAGAUGGUGAACAACAAAACAGGGGGGUUGUUUCGGAUCGCCGUCAAGCUCAUGCUCUCCCAAUCUCCCUCGGCGCGCUCGACGGGCUUUCCGGAUUUGAUACCCGUGGUCAAUCUGAUCGGACUGCUCUUUCAGAUUCUGGACGACUUUAUGAAUCUGCAGAGCAGCAAGUAUGCAGAAAAUAAGGGCUUUGCAGAGGAUCUGACGGAGGGCAAGUUCAGUUUUCCCAUCAUCCAUUCGAUUCGAGCGAGUGUCGGGUCGAGUAGCGGAGACACUGUCUCGAGUGGCAGCAGCAAAGGCGGAACCGCGACAGGAGUCAAUGCGCCAAAUCCAACCGAAGCAAAGAGUGGCGCAGGAGGCAACAGGCAGAUCCUCAACGUGCUCAAACAGCGACCUACGGAUCUGGCCACCAAACAGUACGCCGUCUCGUACAUGCGCAACGUCACAAAGUCGUUCGAGUACACCACCGACGUUCUCGAGCGUUUGUACGCCCAGGCGCAAAAGGAGAUCCAACGCCUCGAGAAUCAACUUGGCAUUCCCAACCCGGGACUCAAAGCCAUUCUCGAGGCGCUCAAAAGCAGUUGGCAGUCUGCAUAA
This is a messenger RNA of Kalmanozyma brasiliensis GHG001, 1188 nucleotides long. RefSeq names its product Polyprenyl synthetase. The transcript has a single exon. Lineage: Eukaryota; Fungi; Basidiomycota; Ustilaginomycetes; Ustilaginales. Bases 1 to 1188 code for a protein of 395 amino acids. Gene Ontology annotation, biological process: isoprenoid biosynthetic process. Gene Ontology annotation, molecular function: prenyltransferase activity. The record is from RefSeq and is a predicted model, not a curated record.